UGACAAUUGUUUAAAUUUUAUCACUUAUCCGAACCGACCCCGGAUGGUUCUUCUAAUUAUUCCUAAUCCCAGAAGGGCAUACAUGUCCUUCCAAACUGAAUAGUGGUGCGCCUAGAUGACCGUUUUCUUGGGCAAGAGGAAAGGUUUACAAUACUUUGAGCUUUCUACUUCUUUUUCUUUUGGAUAACCAGUUCUUUCCCGGAUCUAAAACCUCUAGCUUUCAAGCAUGAAUAUGGUGGAUUCAACGACUCCGACUCAAACCAGUUUGCUGGAUUCCCGGAACAAUUCGCAAAGAACUAUGUACCCCUAUGUAACAGGCACUUCAGUGGUUGGAAUAAAAUUCAAAGAUGGUGUACUAAUGGUUGCUGAUAUGGGAGGGUCUUACGGGUCCACCUUGCGUUACAAGAGUGUGGAGCGAUUGAAGCCUGUUGGGAAACACUCCAUUGUUGGUGCAAGUGGUGAGCUUAGUGAUUUCCAAGAGAUAUUGCGCUACCUUGAUGAGCUUAUCUUAUACGACAAUAUGUGGGACGAUGGAAACUCAUUGGGUCCCAAGGAAGUUCACAAUUAUCUUACGCGUGUAAUGUAUAACCGACGGAAUAAGUUCAAUCCUCUUUGGAAUUCCCUCAUCCUUGGUGGUGUGAAGAAUGGACAGAAGUUUCUCGGAACGGUAAAUAUGAUUGGUGUGCACUAUGAGGACAAUCAUGUGGCUACCGGAUUUGGGAAUCACCUUGCUCUGCCCAUUCUGCGUGAAGAAUGGAAUGAAAACAUGAGUUUUGAAGAAGGUGUCAAAUUGUUGGAGAAAUGUAUGCGUGUGCUUCUCUAUCGUGAUAGGUCUGCUGUGAACAAGAUCCAGAUUGUGAAAAUCACUGAAGAGGGUGUGACCUCAUACCCGCCAUACUCGUUAAAGACAUAUUGGGGUUUCUCCGCUUUUGAGAAUCCAACAGCUGGUGCUGAAGGUUCAUGGUAGUCACCGGCUCUCAGAUGAGAAAAAACAAAGCUCUAGCAGUGUUUUGGUUGAAACAGUUCUUACAUGUACUGCCAUCUUUGUUGUCAUCACACUCAUAAUUAAUUAGUUGAUGUUGUUAACUAAAAGCAGACUGUUUGAGUGAGAACUUGUUUUAUCUUAUUUCCCGUGUGUUUGAGUAAUGUAUUGUGGUUCAUGAUGUUUGUAUGGAUAUAUUCGUAUUGCUUCCCUUCUUCAAUUGGUUUUGUUCUCAAAUAUUGAUCUGCUUCAAUAAUUUGUGCAUGGUUCUUAUUGCU
This is a messenger RNA of Cuscuta europaea, 1260 nucleotides long. The record is from the annotation of a GenBank genome assembly. Lineage: Eukaryota; Viridiplantae; Streptophyta; Magnoliopsida; Solanales; Convolvulaceae.